CGCUCUAGCUCUAGUUCUCCGUAGUAUGACGGUGCCUCUGGUAAGCAUCGCAUGUCUGAAUUUUUUCCGGAUUUUUUUCAGAUUGACGGGUAAAAAUUUUUGCACAUCAAACUCGAACAUGGCAAAGAAAACUGCGAUUUUGCUGAUCGCCGAAGGAACCGAGGAAAUGGAAGCGGUAAUAACGGCUGACAUUCUAAGACGUAGCGGGAUUGCUGUCACAAUAGCUAGUCUAACGGACAAUCUCAAUGUGAAAUGUAGCCGUGAUGUUAGGCUCUAUGCAGAUACCAAGUUUGAUGCUGUUAAAAAUCAAAAAUACGAUGCAAUUAUAUUACCUGGUGGUUUAGGCGGAUCUAAAGCAUUUGCUUCUUCAACAGAGCUUGGAAAAUUAUUACAAGAUCAAGAAAAGGAAAACAGAGUAAUAGCAGCUAUUUGUGCAGCUCCUACAGCCUUGAAAGUUCAUGGCAUUGGCAAAGGGAAACAGAUUACUGCUUAUCCCUCAAUGAAAAAUGAUCUAGCAGAGUACUAUAAUUAUCUAGAAAAUAAAGUGGUGAUAGACGGCAAUCUAAUAACAAGCAAAGGCCCAGCAACUGCUUUUGCUUUUGGCUUGGCUAUCGUUGAGAAAUUGAUUGACAAAGAAACAGCCACUAAAGUAGCCAAAGCAGCGUUGUAUGAAGACUACAAAUAAAUUUAUUCAAACUUUA
Molecule: messenger RNA, 701 nt
Organism: Pseudomyrmex gracilis
Lineage: Eukaryota; Metazoa; Arthropoda; Insecta; Hymenoptera; Formicidae
Product: protein deglycase DJ-1-like
Exons: 4
Coding region: 26-685 (219 amino acids)
Biological process (GO): guanine deglycation, glyoxal removal; protein deglycation, glyoxal removal
Cellular component (GO): cytosol; nucleus
Molecular function (GO): protein deglycase activity
Source: RefSeq, a predicted model, not a curated record